AUGGGGAGAGCGGGCCUGCGCACACUUGUCCUUUUCCUUCUUCUUAAGCUGGGCGUGUUUCGCACGACUGACGAUGGACAACCACCGGGGGAACCCAACACCUACUCCCUCCAUUUUAACAAUAAGCAAAGAUACGUAGUUCGCAGGGACGCGGGGUCUCCCUACAGAAGUUUCUUCCUUUACGUCGAGGAGGUUCACAAGACAUCUGUCGUUUACCCCCUCAGAUAUGUUAAUGACUUCCCUAUUAAAUAUUUGGAGCAAAUUUUCCCGUACACGAGGAGGGAAAUAAAGAGACAAAAUUUAAAGCAUUUUUGUGAAGAAAAAAAAAAGCUCCAUGAAAAUGUGGAGGGUGGAGGGAUUUGCUUCUGCUGUUACUGCAGUCCCCACCCUGUCUUUCCUCUCUACUCGUACUUAAAGUACAAAAGACAGAAGAUCCUUUGCCACAGGAGGGUGGCCGAUGGGGAGGAGACAGUCAUUCUAACUCUGAAAUGCUUAAAGAAGGGCAAAAGAAAGUAUCACGCCUUUUUCGUGCAGAGGAGUUCAAUCUCCUUCAUGCUUAAAGUUACUUUGCAGGAGUUUAACCUGAACGACGAGUUUUUCCUAAGUAGAAAUGACAAGUCGGCACUGGAAAGAAGAACCUACCUACUGGACCCCUUGAAUAGUGAAAUUGAUGACGAGGUAUUCAAUGUGCGACUGAAGAUUCUGGCGGAGAGAACGCACCGGGGGGAUUCAAUUGAGGGGCACUAUCUUUUCCUUGAUUCGGAUGUGUUUAAAAGGACGAUAGAGUUGGAUGAUUCCUUCACAGAUGAGCAGGUGCUGGAGAAUGGCCUCAUCCUUAGCGGGGACUACGUGGACGAGAAGGGCACCGAGUGCAACAAAAUCACAGCGUACCCAAAUGUGUGGAGAGCGAAAAGGGGUUUCUGCAAGUAUGCGAAGGACCAUUGCAUGAAGGGGCAGAUUGGCCAGUUUAUCAAUUUGGAGGGAAAGUUGGACGUGAAGAAGCAGCUUGGGUAUAACUACUCGUUUUUCAUGGGGAAGAAGACACGUUCGGGGGGGCAUGCCAUUGGCGGUUGGAGUAGUGGUGAGGGUGAGGGUGACGGGGAGGAUCCCGCAAGUAAUUCGGACAACGCAAGUAAUUCGGACAACGCAAGUGAUGCGGCCAACGCAAGUGAUGCGAACUACAUUAAUGUGGGUAUCACCCCGCGGGACCUGGAAGAGGAGUACUACAUAAGUCUACAUAAACGCUCACACAACUUUGCGGAAAUAACAUCUCACAACGGGGAGGGGUUGCAAAUAACGUACGAAGAAGACGCCCCCGGAGAGUCAGUCUCCCUUGUACAUAUGUUGAGCGACUGCUACAACUUUAAUAACCAAAUCAAUGCGUCUUGUUCGGUGUACAUAAGCAUAUGGAAUGCAGAGAACGUGAAGAAGGAAGUAAACGUUUCGAUUAAAUGUUCGAAGAGGAUCGUGUCUGAUGAGACUACACUCAGGAGAACAGUUGUAUUGGCGGAGAAGGGGGAGAGCACUCUUGUGCUGAAGUUUAAACCUAUUGCAGAUUUGCUCCUCACCCCAUGUAGGGUACUGGUGCACUGUCAGAAGGGUGCAGCCGAACCGCAGGAGCAGAAGGGGAAUAUCCGGGGGGAGUCUCCCCCGAGCGGCAAGGCGGAAGGUGGUAACACAGGUGGUAAUAAGGGUGGUAAUGGAGACAACCCAGGAGAAGUUCCAACGAACGAGCAGUACUUCAAGUUCUCCAUGGAGGGCCGGGUUGAAAAGGAAGAAACAAGAGAGAGGGUUAUUUGGGAUAGCCCCCUCGAAUUUAAGAACGUUCCUUUGGAUAUUAUCGAAAUACAUAAAAAGAGACUUGAGCUUUUAGGAGAUGAAGUUGAUGGUUCAUCCGGAGGAGGAGUUCUGAUGGAGUACACAAGGAGGGUUGCAAAAUACUUUAUGGAUUGUCGAACAGGUGUGAAGGUUUUUUUUCUCCUCCUCUGUAUCAUCCUUUUAGUUAUCUUUAUCCUUCCUAGCGUGCACCCACUCAAUGGGUUCCUCCUUAAGAGGCAGUGGUUCUACACAAUGAGGAAGGCUCGAAUAAUUACCAUUUGGAUGAUAGAAGACUCGUGUCGAUUUGUUUGUCGUAUAGGAAGACGCACCAUUAAAGGGGUUAGGUUUGUGUUCGUGAAAGUAUACAGGGUUGUUUUCAGGAGGAGGCGUAGGAAAAGGAAAGAGAAAGAGCUCAUAGGCGAUUCCUACAUACACAAACAGACCAGAAGGAGAAAAAGGGAGGAGAAAAAAAGAAAUAAAAAAAUAAAGGAGGAAAAGUUGAAAAGGGAAGAGGAGGAACUGAGGAGAAGAAGGCACAAAAGGUUGAUGCUCCACGAGGCGCAAUAUAAGGGUGAGCAUCGACACGGGAAUCGAAUUGAGGGAGACCACCACAGGAGGAAAGGCCAAUCCAAGAGGGGGCAUUCUUCCUCCGAAUCGUCUGCUUCUUCCUCCACCACCCCCUACCUCGACAGAAGCAACGACUCCCGUUGCCCCAAGCCCAACGUAGAACGGGAGGAGAAGAAACACAGAACAAGACAUACAGACAAAAGGGGCGAAGGGAAAAAGACACAGAAGGUAGUUGCUUCGCCCAGUAGUGAACAGAAGGAGAAACUUCACCAGGUGUGUGCAAAGGAGCAGCGAUCCGAUAAGGUAUAA
Messenger RNA from Plasmodium knowlesi strain H, 2694 nucleotides. Its product is annotated as conserved Plasmodium protein, unknown function. Bases 1 to 2694 code for a protein of 897 amino acids. The record is from RefSeq and is a predicted model, not a curated record. The transcript has 10 exons. NCBI's taxonomy places the organism in Eukaryota, Apicomplexa, Aconoidasida, Haemosporida, Plasmodiidae.